UGAUGAGCUCUCGGCUUUCAAGUUUCAGUCUCGCGUCUGAUGUCGACAGACACGGACGUGUUUUGUGCUUGUUUUGUAUUAGUAUUCAGUUAUUCCGGAUGAAUACAUAAAAGUGUAUAAUGAUCAUGACUUGUGAUAAUAAUUUGUUGGUGUGUGAUUGAUGUGAUCAUAAAUUGUGGGUUACCGUUGGAAUAAUCAGCCAACGGUAUGAAAGGACAACCGGUUUGGACAACUUCACCUCCUGGCGAGCCUCUAGUUCGUGCCCCGUUGGGAAAGCCAAGAUGUCCGCCGGCUAUUUCCCGCCUGCGCGUAGAAAAAGUGGAGGGCGGUUUGGCUGUAGCUGGCGUGGUUGUUGCCGCCAACUGUCAAAUCAUUCUGCCAAUAUUUGGUUUCCUCUUUAUGCUUGUGGGAUGCGUUCUUACUGCGGCGUCAUAUCGCGGUUGCGGUGAGAAUGAACAGCCAGACCACUACGCAGCACGUAUUGCCUUCACUGGGAACUCUCGAGUACUGGGUCCGGUGUGCAUCGUGGCUGGAGCCCUCAUGACCAUAGCUGGAAUCGUUCUCUGCAUGUUAAUGAGGGCUGCGCAACGCCGACAACGUCGUUUGGCCUACCGCUGUCCGAUACACGGAGACUUUUAUCCAUUGAGUCCACAAAACACUAGAAAAUUUUCAAGAAGUCCUAGAAGUCUCUGGCGUGCUCUCCGUGGCUGGCUAGGUAUGGUAGAGGACAGUGAAACGCCGCGCUGUCCGCGCUCGACUGAGCCAGCUUCACCGGCGCGGGCUGAUGCUCCCUGCCCUCCUCCCUUGCCCUUCCUCGUCCCUAGCGACUCCGUUGUUGGAAUGGCGUCGGUUCUUGGCGCCCCUCUGAGCCCUGAACAAACGUUUGGCUCAAUAAAAUCGUUAGCGAUAUCGAGGGAAGUUGCCAGCUUCCCUCUCUCACGAUCUCCGACUCCUCCUCCAUUAAGUUGUCCUCCAUUCAAAGAAGAACCGAAGGGCGACAUACCCAACGCAGUGCCAUCACAGUUCAAUUGCGGUUCACAAAAAUGCAACUAUCGCGUUUUAGAAUGUAAGCUGACCACAACAGGCGAGUUACAACGCACCGCAUUCACAGACAAAGUAGGGAACACCACAGAGAAACAAACAUCUGCUGUUUGUAUCACAAUACAAGAUGGCAGCAAAGGCUAGAUCAAUCAAUUUAGAUUUUAAUUUGACGCCAACGGCUAAAAUGACUGCGUAGUUUUAAUGUGUGUUUCAUAAUGUGAUUCAAUGACUCUACAACCACUGACUUAAUACAAUGGUCAGUGAAUUCUAUAGACAAUGGCUGUUAUGGUUCAAAAAUCGCUGCGUAAAAUGUGUUCCCAUGGUAGAUAAAAAAAAUCGGUAAACAGAGACAUUACAAAUAGAUUCACGGCUCAAAAUUCACUUUGGUCUUCCGCUGGUCAUGGUAAACUUCUGAAUGAUUUUGCUAGAUUUUGCCCUUGACACGAACACGAAUACGAACGUACAUAGUGUACGAAUUCUCUGUUAUUGAGAUUUUUAUGUUUAUAUGUUUGCAUUUAUGAAUGUACGUUUGGUAUUUAUUGGUUUAUUAAUAAAACUAUGUAAAUAUAAUUUUUAAAGAUAUAACAUUAUAGCAAUGUGAUCUAGAAACUACACUUAAUCGUGUAAUAAAAGGCCGAUUUAGAUCUAUCUUGACUUAUCUGGUUAGAACGGCUGCAAAUUAAACGUAUUCGAAAGUAAAUAACAAGCAUAUGUCCUGUUUUUUUUUGUAUUUUGGCAACAUUACUAAUAUCAUAUUAAUUGACAAUCUUUGGCCUAAGGGUCUUGAUACCAGGCCAUAAACUCCAAAAAAAAAUUUGACAAUCUAUUGUGUUUGCUAAUAACGGGCUAAGUAAAAAAAAGGAUAUUAUUAAAAGCAAUUUAAUUUACGAACUAAACAUCUUGGAGUUCUAGUCCACAUUAAAUACAAAUUCUUAGCACUAGUUAAUUCCUCCUAUCUUUGUAAGGUAACCAACCGGUUCAUUUGUCAAGUAGUUAUUGCGUUCAGAUAUUGAUGAUUCACAUUAGGUACCUACCUAAUAUUGACAAAUAUUCAUUUAAUAUUUACAUAAUUAAAAAUAAGAAGGAUUUCGCUACGUUAUAUUCAUUCAUCUAUUUUAUUUAAGUCACUAAAUUAUUAGUUAUUGAUUACAAAAUAUGACUAAAAUAUUAGGUACCUACAACUAUAACCAUUAAUAAACAAUAAUUAAUCGGUAUGUAAGUAGGUAGUGAAUAGAUUUUGAAAAUUAUAUACAGUAAUGACUUUUUAUGGAACAGUGAGUUUUUUACAGUUGUCACAUGAAUGUUAGAGAAACAAAUACUAGAUCUAAACGAAUGUGAAGUAAAAUCUGUAAUGUAAACGUGUAACAAUUUUUAGUUAUUCAUACAGUGUUUCGAAGCAAUUCAAACUUGGAAGUUGUUGUUUUACGUAAAUACAAAUUAUACGUAGCUAUGGUAUCCAGGAUAAUUUAAAUAUAUGUGAUAAUUCUUAUACAUCUGUAACAUAUAAUAUACUUACACAAUAUAUAUUAAAGGCAAUAAGUUGUUUAUUUAUACAUUUGUUAUAUACAAUAUUAUCAUGGAAUAAAAUCUUUUGUAUAUAUACCUAAUAAAUAUACCUACAUCAUACAAAACUUUUAUUCCACGAUUAUCAGUCAAGUACCUAGUGUUAAUUUACUUACCGUGUAAUAGGUAGGUACAUAACCCUUUUAUUUAAUUAUGAUUAUGACCUAAUUGAUCUUUUGCAAUGUCUACAAGCAAAAUUAUGUCAUUCAUGUCAUGAAAUUUUAAUUUGACGUUCAUAAAUUAAUUAACUUAAUUAAACCUGCACGCACAACGGAAGUGAAACAAAAACUUGGUUGUCUGUAAAGUCGAUUUACGGACGAUAAUUUUACGUAAUAAUGUCGUAAGAUAACAUAUUACGAUCGUUUAUACUAGUCAUAAUAAGAGUUUUUGACUUUCAUUAAGUUUUCAUAACCUAUUUUGAAUAAAUAAUUUGAAUUUGAUGCUACUUAAACCCUCUUAAAAUGCAAGAAUCUAUCGUGCCUCUAUCUCUUGUUUCACGUAGCGGGCAUUCAUCGAUUUAUCAGACGAUAUUUUUUUAAUAUCUGUGCUGUCAAAAUGAAACUACAAAUCCAUGUGAUUACAGAAUUAAUUGAGGCAUGGGCCUCGACAACACUAAUUGCUAAGCUUUAAAGUCAAGUUUGUCGCCUAUUUUGUAUCACUUCCGUAUCGAGCAUUUUCUCUCUCCACGGUGAUUCAAGUUUAUGUGUCUCGUUUUAGUUGGAUAUCUAUUUUAUAAGUUAGAUCUUAUCCCAGAAUAAUAUCUAGUGAUUAAAAGUAUUUACUUCAAUGGGUAGACAUUUAAUUUCUGUAAUUCAUUUUAAAAAUUAGAUUCAAUUGGAAUUUGAAAAAUUGUUUUUUGAAAUGUUAUUUUUUUAAGAUUUUAUGGCCUGGUUUAAAUGUUAUUGACUUAAUCACAAAUGUAGCUCAAUGGUCUGGCUGUAUAACGAGGCUCAGUUUUGCUCAGUAAUUUUUAUUUGAUUUUACUUACGUAAAAGCCAAAUAAGUGUUGCCAAAUAAAAUUCGUCGCGCCCUAAUAAUGUUAUGCCUACCCAAUAUAACCGUGCUUGUAGUGUUUGAAAUUGUGCUCACAAAAGACAAUUUAGGUAACUAAUGUGAUACAUGUGUUUAAAUAAUAUAAACCAAUACUUUGUCGUAAUGUUGUUAUUAUUUGUGAUCAUGGCAUUAUUGCCAAAUUAUUUUUAUUGACUCGUAGUUAAUGUAAUUUUUAUAACUGAAAAGUAGGUAAGUUAUAAUUAUGCCUAGACUCUUUAGUAGGUUUAUACAUAAGCUUAGGUUUAAAAUAUACAUAAGUAUUGUUCCAUUCGUAAAAUGAAGUGAAAAUAUAAUUUAAGGUUUUAAAAUG
This is a messenger RNA of Leptidea sinapis, 3967 nucleotides long. RefSeq lists its product as uncharacterized. Bases 208 to 1185 code for a protein of 325 amino acids. The record is from RefSeq and is a predicted model, not a curated record. NCBI's taxonomy places the organism in Eukaryota, Metazoa, Arthropoda, Insecta, Lepidoptera, Pieridae. The transcript has 7 exons.